CGUACGUGAAGUUGAACUUUCGCCCGUUUGACGGGCUCGACUGUAGCGCACCAAUGGAGGAGAGCGAUUCCAAUAUCGUUUUUGUCCCAAUGAUGGCGCCGCGGCGAGUCGGACUUCUACCUCGCUCUAUGCAUUCGUCUCCGCAAGUUCCUCCUGGCUCAAUCCCAGACGAUGUCCUCCUGGAAAUCGCGUCGUACCUCUCCCCCUCAGACAUAUCGAGUCUCUCGCUCGUCUCGAAGCACUUCCAUGCCGUUAUCUCUUUCACGGAAGGCUACUGCAAGGAGCUUAGCGACCUGAGCUCCUUCCACAGGUUCCUUUUCGGAGUCCCCCCGAACGCCGAUAGUACUGACCGCGCCCGCAUCCUGCGGUUGCGCUCCGUGUACUUGGGGGCCAUGCAUCCAUCUGGGGACCUCGAGUCACAAGAGGAGCGAGAAAUCAACACAAAGAGGUUGAUGGACAUCAUCCGAGAAGCAAAAAAUCUCCGCUAUUUGCGCUUCCGAGGGAUCUUCGAUGACUUCGCGACAAGUACAAGGUACAUCCCUCAGCCGGUGCCUACUAUGCACCUCCAACACUUGGUUCAUCUCCACCUGGAAAACGCAUCGGAUGGAUUCGUGCUGCUCGAUGUGCUCCCGCAGAAACUCCGCAUCCUGCAGCUUUCGAACAGGGACAAGCUCCGUGGUACGAUUUUCCCUUUACGGGAGCUUGUGCAAUCCCAUGUCCUCCCUCACCUCGAGGUCCUCAUCCUCGAGGACAUGGUGUUCGAGGAUGAGGACCCUGACGAUCCAGACUCCGCCGACUCGAACUCGGACUCGAGAGCCUGUCCUAAUGCUGAUCCCUGGACAACUCUGCAAAGCCUGACGAUCAGUAAGACGGAGCUCGGUAUCACGUUCUCUUGUAUCGCCGAACUCUUCCCCAACCUGCGAUCGCUUUGCAUGAUCGACAGCGAGAUCGUUGACGACAGCCACCUGGACGACGAGCCCUUUUCUCUACGGAAGCUCACGAUCUCGGGACUCUGGGAGGACCAAUGCAUCCCAUGGACGACUAGUCACUUGCGCUGCAUCCACACCGAUCCUAGAUGCAGUCCAGUCUUGGAUUCCUUAUACUGCGACAGCCUCGCUGCCCUGACCUUGAGACUGCCCAAGCUCCGUAGUGAUCUUUGGGAUUGCAUUUGGGACUUCAUGUCGGACAUCCGGUCGAUCGAACUGGAAUGCACGGAGAUGGAUUUUCCAUCCAUGCUGCAGUUCAUGAUAGAGCAAUGCGACACUAUGGACACCAGCCUGUGGUGGGACACCAGAGUGUUGAGUCUUAUCGCACCAGAGCCCAAGGUGCGUCCCUCUGAUGGUGGGAGGGAAUUGGAGUCGCUGCGGACGGACUUUCUGGUAAAGAUGUCGAAAACGUUCAGACAACUAUUCGAUACGCGCUAUGUGGCCUUCGCCCAGCCCAAGGACGUAUCUCCCGACUAUAAAGAGGACUAUGCCGGAAACAAUGCGCCCUGGUCAUGGUGGAAGAUCAUCAAGCUGGACGACGACGACGCGCCGACGGAGAUACGAGAGAUACCUGCCUGGGAGGGUGAACGCGUUCGAGCGUAUUUCCGAGAAGCCGACGUGGAAGCAGCGAGCAAGUUCGAGGAGAGAUUUAUGGCACUGCGCUGAAGGUGAAACGAACGAGGAACA
This is a messenger RNA of Dichomitus squalens LYAD-421 SS1, 1673 nucleotides long. RefSeq lists its product as uncharacterized. The transcript has 3 exons. NCBI's taxonomy places the organism in Eukaryota, Fungi, Basidiomycota, Agaricomycetes, Polyporales, Polyporaceae. The record is from RefSeq and is a predicted model, not a curated record. The coding region runs from base 54 to 1652 and encodes 532 amino acids. Gene Ontology annotation, molecular function: protein binding.